Molecule: messenger RNA, 624 nt
Organism: Diaporthe citri
Lineage: Eukaryota; Fungi; Ascomycota; Sordariomycetes; Diaporthales; Diaporthaceae
Exons: 2
Coding region: 1-624 (207 amino acids)
Source: RefSeq, a predicted model, not a curated record
AUGGCAUCACAACACAUCGUCGGCGACUCCUCGCCGUUCCUCAAGCGCGUGCUGAUCCCCUUCUGGGUCGUCCGCAUAAUCGUGAUGCUCAUCUACGCCGCCGCAUAUGUGGCAGCUCUCGCCGCCAUUGGCGCCUUUAGCGACGAGGUCAACGACGCGCUCGAAGACGAGGGCUAUGAGAGGACGAGCUUCGGUGCUGUCAUCGGGGUCAUGGUCGUGGUGCUGGUGAUCGUAGUGGUCUGCCUGAUCCUCGACAUCGUCUGCAUCAUCAAGCGCUCCCGGAGGACCCUCACACCACGCUUCUUCCUCAUCACCAACGUCAUCCAGACGGCCGUCUGGGUCGUGCUGAUGGGCCUGUCUCUGGCUGGGGCGGCCGCCUCGGCGGCGACAUCAUCAUCCCACUCAUCGUCCUGUGACGCCUCCUUUGUCGGCCUUCUCAUCUACGCCAGCGUCAUCUUCCACAAGUCGCGCAAGGGGACGCUGAGGACCAACUACGCCCCCGCGGGAACCGGCAUGGAGCCCCUGAGCCACAACACGGCCUACCCGAGCUAUACCCAGCACGACGCCCCUCCGUACUCGGCCGAGCAGCCAAAGCCCUCGUAUGACCACUACCGCGGGGCAUGA